Parastagonospora nodorum SN15 is the source of this 390-nucleotide messenger RNA. RefSeq lists its product as hypothetical. Lineage: Eukaryota; Fungi; Ascomycota; Dothideomycetes; Pleosporales; Phaeosphaeriaceae. The transcript is spliced from 3 exons. Bases 1 to 390 code for a protein of 129 amino acids. The record is from RefSeq and is a predicted model, not a curated record.
AUGGACAAGAUGCGCAUAUUUCCUGCGAAUACGACGAAUGUCCGGUACGAAAUACCAUGGAAUGAGCAGGACGACGACAUUUCUAUGCCAGGAGGCUUUGAAGACUACCCUUGCAGGCGUUCACAAAGUGGAUUUGAGCUGGAGGGAAGCAAGAAACAGGCGUGGGGAUUUGAGCUCAACGCGCAGUUUGCGUCUCUGCGGCCGCAUCGAGUUAGCGUCGCCAGUGCAGAUGGAGAAGACGGUGGUCAGAUGCAUCUUGUCAUGCUCGAUGAUGGCCUUCUGAUAUUGUGCGUUCCAGAUGAGUUACUUCCAGAAGGCCGUCGAGGUGAUGGCGACACUACUUUUGUGGGGAUCAAACAACAGCUGGAAUGGGAGUCUCGAGGUCUAUGA